Messenger RNA from Gadus chalcogrammus (walleye pollock), 8986 nucleotides. It is a transcript of the gene cep295, whose product is annotated as centrosomal protein 295. The transcript is spliced from 41 exons. Gene Ontology annotation, biological process: regulation of centriole replication. The coding region runs from base 178 to 8775 and encodes 2865 amino acids. NCBI's taxonomy places the organism in Eukaryota, Metazoa, Chordata, Actinopteri, Gadiformes, Gadidae. The record is from RefSeq and is a predicted model, not a curated record. Gene Ontology annotation, cellular component: centriole; cytosol; centrosome.
UACCAGGACGCGCAACGUCUCUUGUUGGCAUGGAUUUAGGGUGAACGGAAACACACCCUAAUACACGGUUGUAUCUGUAUUAGUCAGCUUUUAAACAGAACGGCCGAAGUUAUGAUGUUUUAAUGUUCACGACGGCUAUGCAAUGUUGCGUCCCAACUAAAACUAAACGCAGUGGUGAUGAAGAGGAAGACGCUAAGGCGGCUCAGGCUGAGUCCUAAUGAAGAGUCGCAGCUCCUCCGAGAGGAACAAGACCGGAGGAGAAAGAUACGGAUACAGCAGGUGCGGGAGCAGGCACGCGCCAAUGCUCUCCACAUCAGGACCGAUGUGCAGAGGAGACGGGAGCAGGAGCUCCAGCUGCUGGCCGAGGAGCUCCGGCAGGACUGGGAGCUCCAGCAGAGCGAGAAGAUCCAAGCUCUGCAGAGGUUGUACGAGGAGAGCCUCCGCCUGCUAGGACAGGGCCACCGCAGCGCCAAGGAAAACGAGCCCGACUGGGAGGCCAUGGCCCAGCACGCUGAGGAGAACCAGGUGAAGGCCAAGCAGCGCUACAGAGAAGCCCUGAAGGAGCUCACGUCCCAGAGACACCGAGAACAGCAGGAGCACAACCGUCCAGCUGACGCCAGGAGAAAGGCCCUGCAGGCAGAGCGGGAGCGUGCCGCCUGGGUGGCCAGCCUCCCCCCACCUCCUCCCCACCCCAUGGAGACCAUGGAGGAGAACAGGCCUCCUGCUGGGAGACCUAACGUCAGUGGGUUCUCAGCAACGCACCAUCACUGCCCGGAGCCCACCGUGGACAGGGAGGUCGCUGCUACUCAGCCGGACGCCCACGAGGAGGCGGAGCAGGAGGCCCGGAGGCUGCUGGAGCGGGGGAGCGAGGCGGAGCGCCAGCGGGAGGAGCGGCAGGAGACGGCGCGUCUCCGAGGGAGGUCUGCUCUGAAGAGAGAACAGCUGACUCAGGACCGGGAGCGCCUGGUGGUGGAGCUGGAGCACAUGCAGCAGACGGAGCUGCUGCGGCGGAGGCAGCAGGUGGCCCAGAUGCCCGCGCAGAUCUUCCAGCCCCUCCACCGACGGCGGGAGGCCCGGGAGGACGGUCAGAGGGACAUGGAGUUCGCCUUCGAGGACAUGUACACCGGGGAGAGGAGGGUGAAGGGUGACCUGGUUCUCCAGCUGGUCCCGGAGCCCCUGCCGGCUCCAUCCACCACCUCCAGUCAGGACCAGGAGCUGGAUGUAACCGUGGACGACGGCGAGGACACUCCCCCGGAGGUCACCCCGGAGACCGAGGCCGGUCACCGUGGCAACGGGCAGCACCCAGGACCGGCUACAGCGCGAGUGGAACCGCCCCAACCGGCCCAUCGACAGGCGCUGCGGAAACUCCUGAAUCGUAUCAGGGCCCAGAGAGACAAGGGGUGGGACCAGGGCAGGGACCACCCCCAGGAACCCGACCUCAUCUCCUCUGCCGCGGCCUGUCAGCCGCCGGUCCGGCCGGAUGAAGAACCAGAGAGGGACUCCUCCAUCGACACGGGGUCUCUGUCCGUGGAGGAGCACGGGAGAGAGGCCUCCAGCCCACUGCUCCCCCCGGAGCCCGCCCCUGUGUUGGAGACCACGGGAGAGGAGUCUGUGCUGGCACCACUCCCUCCAGAGGUCCUCUCCAGCAGGAUGUAUGAGUGGAAGGAAAGGGAGGCGGCGCUGGAGCGGGAGAAGCGGCAGCAGAUGGCUCUGCUGGAGGACCUGGAGGAGCAGAAGUCGCGGCUGGAGGCCAUGCUGCGGGACGCCCAGCGGGAGAGGCAGGACAUGCAGGCCGCCGUCAACCAGGACGUCUCUCUUCAGGAACCGGAAGUACCUGCCGCUCCUCCUCCUCCUGCUGCCUCUGAGCUCGAGGGCUCCACGGGGAAAGAUCAAAGCAGCCGCAUCCGACAGCACCAACGGCGCCUCCUGGAGCAGAACAGGGUCCACCAGCGGUCGGUGGCGGUCGCCCGGCAGCGUCUGGAGCAGUACCAGCGGGCGCUUCGGAUCCGCCACAGCGCGGGCAUCAUGCCCAGGCCCCCCGCAGGGCCCCCCGCAGGCCUCGCCCCCCGUCCUCCUCUCGGUCUGUCGGCUGAGACCGCCGUACCGGUGGCCACCCCCCCGGCCCCUGUACCCCGCCCCACUGAGCGUGCAAUGCCAGCCUCGGCCCCGGGAGAGAUCCCCGUCCUGCGGUCGGAUGCCUGGAGGACCCCUCCGCCGCCCCGUCGCCCCGACCUGCGUCCAGCGCCCAGCCUGACCCCAGACCCGACUCGCUUCCCCCGGGGCUCGCCGGAGGACGACGCAAACGGGCCUCCUCCUGCCCGUAGAGCAGGCCUCUCAGCCUGGCUGACCGACAGCAUCAUGGAGCGGGCAACGGGCCACCUCCCGGAGAGCCUGAGGUCGCCGCCGGCCGCCCCGAACCCUUUCACUCACCGUCCACUCGGGACAGCAGAGAGUGUCACCGCAGGUGUGCGGCAGAGCUCCCGACUCGCUGGGAAAGGAGAUGUGGAGAGGCAGAGGUUUGAGCUGCUGGAGGCCUGCCGGCGGACGCAGGAGCAGAGGGAGGAGGUGGCGCAGCAGCUCCGGGAGCAAGAGGAGGCGCAACGGAGAAGGGAGGCGGAGAGAUGCAGCCAUGAGGCCCACCAGGGAUGGGGGGAGGAGAGUCGGAGGAAGGCCGAGCAGGAGAGAUGCACACAGGAGGAGAGACGGAGACGGGAGGAGCAACAGAGGCACGAGGAGCAACGCAGGCUGGAGGAGGAGAGACGGAGACGGGAAGAGCAACAGAGGCACGAGGAGCAACGCAGGCUGGAGGAGGAGAGACGGAGACGGGAGGAGCAGCAAAGAGAGGAGGAGGAGGAGGGGGAGCAAAAGAGACAUGAUGAAGAGCAGAGGGAGCAGAUGAGGAGGCAGAGGGAGGCACUGCAGGCUUUGAUCAACACGGAGACACAAGGCCCACGGUCUUGUCCGGUAGCUGAACCGCCGGCGGCGGGCGAGGAGGAGGAGGGCCGGAGCCGGCUGAGCCUCUUGUCCUCUCUGCUCAGGGCCAUCGAGGAGUCUCACGGGGGCUCUCUGUCUCACCUAGAGGAGCAACCCCAGCCAGCCCCCUGCACCCCAGCUCCUCCUGCCAGCGAUCCUGGCCCUCUGCGUGGCGGUUUGCCUUCCCAGUCCUGGGAAGCAGCUCGGGCCCAGAGGCCCCCACUGACCCGCGUGAAGCUCGGCGCAAUGGUGACGUUGCCGGGGCAACACGAGCUGAGUGUCAUCCAGGAGGUGGAUACGCCGGGCGAGCGCAGCCUGACGGCCACAGGGCCGGAGGAUGUCUUUGGGUCUCGGACCCUCGCAGCAGAAGGCGCCCCUGGGUCCUGGGACAGACACCAGAGACCUGGAGCUCUGCUGACCCACGUAGAGCAGAGGUCUGCGGUCUGUAGCCCCCUCCCCGACUCAGAGCUCUCCACUGAGCUGUCCUGGAAGAAGAGGCUGCUGGAACAGCCCCCUGAGACAGAGCCCGGUCCCUCCAGGCCCUCCUGGGGGCCAACUGAGCAGCCCCUCACCGCAGUAGGGGCCCCUGGCUCGAGAGACGGACACCAGAGACCUCGAUCUCUGCAGACCCACGUAGAGCAGAGGUCUGCGGUCUGUAGCGACUCAGAGCUCUCCACUGAGCUGUCCUGGAGGAAGAGGCAGCUGGAACAGCCCCCUGAGACAGAGCCCGGUCCCUCCAGUCCCUCCAGGCCCUCCUGGGGGCCAUCUGAGCAGCCCCUCGCCCCAGUAGGGGCCCCUGGGUCGAGAGACAGACACCAGAGACCUGGAGCUCUUCAGACCCACGUAGAGCAGAGGUCUGCGGUCUGUAGCGACUCAGAGCUCUCCACUGAGCUGUCCUGGAGGAAGAGGCAGCUGGAACAUCCCCCUGAGACAGAGCCCGGUCCCUCCAGGCCCUCCUGGGGGCCAUCUGAGCAGCCCCUCGCCGCAGUAGGGGCCCCUGGGUCGAGAGACGGACACCAGAGACCUGGAGCUCUGCUGACCCACGUAGAUCAGAGGUCUGCUGUCUGUAGCCCCCUCCCCGACUCAGAGCUCUCCACUGAGCUGUCCUGGAAGAAGAGGCAGCUGGAACAGCCCCCUGAGACAGAGCCCGGUCCCUCCAGGCCGUCCUGGGGGCCAUCUGAGCAGCCUUGCGCCGCAGUAGGGGCCCCUGGGUCGAGAGACAGACACCAGAGACCUGGAGCUCUGCAAACCCACGUAGAGCAGAGGUCUGCGGUCUCUAGCGACUCAGAGCUCUCCACUGAGCUGUCCUGGAGGAAGAGGCUGCUGGAACAGCCCCCUGAGACAGAGCCCGGUCCCUCCAGUCCCUCCAGGCCGUCCUCGGGGCCUUCUGAGCAGCCCCUCGCCGCAGUAGGGGCCCCUGGGUCGAGAGACGGACACCAGAGACCUGGAGCUCUGCUGACCCACGUAGAGCAGAGGUCUGCGGUCUGUAGCGACUCAGAGCUCUCCACUGAGCUGUCCUGGAGGAAGAGGCUGCUAGAACAGCCCCCUGAGAGAGAGCCCGGUCCCUCCAGGCCGUCCUCGGGGCCUUCUGAGCAGCCCCUCGCCGCAGUAGGGGCCCCUGGGUCGAGAGACGGACACCAGAGACCUGGAGCUCUGCUGACCCACGUAGAUCAGAGGUCUGCUGUCUGUAGCCCCCUGCCCGACUCAGAGCUCUCCACUGAGCUGUCCUGGAAGAAGAGGCAGCUGGAACAGCCCCCUGAGACAGAGCCCGGUCCCUCCAGGCCGUCCUGGGGGCCAUCUGAGCAGCCCCUCGCCGCAGUAGGGGCCCCUGGGUCCAGAGACAGACACCAGAGACCUGGAGCUCUGCUGACCCACGUAGAUCAGAGGUCUGCUGUCUGUAGCCCCCUCCCCGACUCAGAGCUCUCCACUGAGCUGUCCUGGAGGAAGAGGCUGCUAGAACAGCCCCCUGAGAGAGAGCCCGGUCCCUCCAGGCCCUCCUGGGGGCCAUCUGAGCAGCCCCUCGCCGCAGUAGGGGCCCCUAGGUCCAGGGACAGACACCGGAGACCAGGAGCUCUGCUGACCCACGUAGAGGAGAGGUCUGCUGUCUGUAGCCCCCUCCCCGACUCAGAGCUCUCCACUGAGCUGUCCUGGAGGAAGAGGCUGCUGGAACAGCCCCCUGAGACAGAGCCCGGUCCCUCCAGGCCCUCCUGGGGGCCGUCUGAGCAGCCCCUCGCCGCAGUAGGGGCCCCUGGGUCGAGAGACGGACACCAGAGACCUGGAGCUCUGCUGACCCACGUAGAGCAGAGGUCUGCGGUCUGUAGCGACUCAGAGCUCUCCACUGAGCUGUCCUGGAGGAAGAGGCAGCUGGAACAUCCCCCUGAGACAGAGCCCGAUCCCUCCAGGCCCUCCUGGGGGCCAUCUGAGCAGCCCCUCGCCCCAGUAGGGGCCCCUAGGUCGAGAGACAGACACCAGAGACCUGGAGCUCUGCUGACCCACGUAGAGGAGACGUCUGCCGUCUGUAGCCCCCUCCCCGACUCAGAGCUCUCCACUGAGCUGUCCUGGAAGAAGAGGCAGCUGGAACAGCCCCCUGAGACAGAGCCCGGUCCCUCAAGGCCGUCCUGGGGGCCUUCUGAGCAGGGAGGACGGUCGUCCGGUUCUUCCGUGUCUCCGGGUUCCGUCGGCAGCGGCUACACUGCCAACUCCGGGUCUGCUGGUAGGCCGGCCUACCCCGACGACUCCUCCUCCAGCAGCCUCUCCACCGGGAGCUACGUCACCACUGGCCCUGAACACGACUCCGCCCACACAGACGUCUCGGAGCCCCACUCGGGGGCGGAGCUUAUACGACCGGUUAACCCGACCGACGGCUUCCUUGCGGCCGUCUCCCCCCCGUCGGCCCCGUCCAGCCGCAGCUCCUGCAGUGUGGCGCUAUCGUCUGUGGCGGACUCAUCGUCUCCAGGCCCCUCCUUCUCCAUGGGCCCCCAGACGUCCCCAGGCUCAGAGACGACCCCAGGCUCAGAGACGUCCCCUGGCCGGGCCGUAGCUGCUUUGUUCCAUGACAGCAGCAUCCAGCGCAUCAUAGACAAGUACACCAGAGAGCUCAAUGCCUCCCUCUGCAGCAGUGCGGACACCACAGGGUCAUCAAUAGCCGUGGAUGAGAACCAGGUCCCACCGAGUCCAGCUCAGGUCCCGACCGCGACUCCCCCCACUGAGACGGCUCCACCAAGGCCUGGCCUGGAGUGGGACAACGCGGUCAACCAGAUCCUGGAGCAGUUCUCUGAAAGCGUCUCAUUGGUGCAGGACAUCUCAUUCAGGCCUCUGAUUGGUCAGCAGGAUCAGUCGUCCUGUCUGGCCGCGGACGGGCGGCACUCGGCUGUUGGGCGCCUCAUUGGUCAGCCGUCGGCCCAGUCCUCCAUGAUUGGGCAGCUCCCAGGCCCGUCGAUGCGUGCGGGAGCCAACGAGGGUGCGUGGGACUCCACGUUGAGCCGCAUGAUCGACCGCCUCUCCCACCAGCCCUGCUCCCUGUGGUCAAGCGGCGGGCGCGACUUCUACUCCAGCCAGCUGAUGGGUAGGCUGGGGUUGGAGCAGUCGUCGGUGUCGUUCGACGAAGCGCAGGAGGACAGCCGGAUGAGGCCUCUGAUUGGUCAGUUGGACGAGUCGGGUGUCCGGAGACCAGGAAGCACAGGUGGUCUCGGCGGCAGCGUGGGUCCUACAGGAUCAGACCCAGUCCAGGUCCUAGGACACCCACCUGCCCCAGAAUCCCCCCUCCACCGACCUCCUCCUCACCAGCCUGGCUCCGAUUGGCCCAGCAGUGGGCCGGGCCGCUACGCCAGCCAGCUGAUUGGCCAGCCGGGUUUGGAGGAGACGUCUUUGUGGCUGGAUGAUGCACCGGAGGAGGGCGGGAUGAAGCCCCUGAUUGGCCAGUUAUACGAUUCGGCCGUGCAGGCAGCCGGAAGCUCAGGCGAGGUCGGCAGCAGCAGCAGCAGCAGCAGCCUGGGCUCUGUUGAGUCGGUCCUGGUGGCUCCUCCUCCUCCACCACCACCUGCCUCCCAGCCCUCUGCCCCCCUCUGUCCUCCUCACCAGCCCAGCGCCCCUCAGCCCAGCGACGGCCAGCUGGUCAGACGGCUGGAGUUCGAUCAGUCGUCGCUGUGGCUGGAUGACGGACGCGAGGAGGGCGGGAUGAGGCAUUUGAUUGGCCGGCUGGACGAGUCGGGUGCGCAGGCAGCUGGAAGCUCGGGUUACGGCAGCUCCAGAACGGAGCAGACCCGGCUGAACAGAGGACCCCGCGACGGCACCGGCGGGUCUCCCCAGGCGGCCGUGGACCCUGACCUCAGCGCAGUCCCUGAGCCGGAGGUCCCCGACACACGGCGCCGGCCACCCCUGCAGGACCCCAGCGCCCCCCUGCAGCAGGACCCAGAAUGCUCUGAAGGGUUUGCCGAUCAGGACUCCUUCCAUCCCCUCCUGGCCCAGGUGACCCUCAACGAGUCCCUCGAACCCUCCAUGACCUUUCACCUGCCACAACAGGAAGUGCCCAGCUCCCCGGACGGGAGCCACCAGUCCACAGGACGGGAGGAGGCAGAGUCUACAGGUCGGCCGCUCACCCCGCAGCGGUCGGAAGAGGAGGACCAGGGCUCCUUGGUCGACCCCUCCCCAGAACACCCUAGAGCCCAGGAGGAGGAGGAGGGGGAGGAGGUGCCCAUCUCUUCCUGUCUGGACUCCUUCUGCCAGCUCGCCUCCUCCCAGCCACCGUCCGUCCUCCUCGAGUCCCCUGAGGAGGGGGAGGAGCCGAUGGUGGGAGAGGGAGACGAGACUGAUGGAUGCAAGCGAUUGGUUCCAGCCCGGGACUCGACCAGCCAAGAACCGACCAAUCAGACGGGGUCUAACCUGAAGAGUGACACUCCUAUCUGGGAUACAAUAAUAGGGACGGCUUGGGAGAAGGGGAUCCUGGAGCAGUCUGAGAUCACGCUGGUGAGCCUGAGUGACGAAAGCACGCUGGGCCCGGACACCACGACCACUGAGGACCAGGAGGUUGAUUCAACACUCCUACCUGAGGAGGAAGACCCACCCGCUACACAAGAGAGUCCCCCGUCCCAGCCAGGCGUGGUUCUGGAGCCCCAGGCGGGUCCCGCUGGGGGUCUCCAAGAGGCCUUCCAGAGGAAACGCCUGGCCCUGAUCCAGAGGUCUGCCCUCAGGGUGGAGGAGAUCAGGGCCAAACGAGUCCUGGCCAAGACCCAGCCCAGCAACGCCAAAGGCACGCCACCACAACCCAGCCAGACCCAAGGCACGCCACCCCAACCCAGCCAGACCCAAGGCAAGCCACCCAAACUCACCCAGGCCAAGACCCAGUCCGUCCAGAAUCGGGCCAAGACCAAGCUGAUCCACAGCCCCACCGGGCCUCAUCUGGGACAGGCACGGCCUGAAGACCACCCGAGGUCUAAAGGCCAGGCCCCGGGUCAACUGGUCAGCUCAAAGACCAAAGAACCCCAGAUCAAGACCAUGGUGGUUCCAGUCCGGACGGCUGUUGUCCCUGCACGGCCUGAUGGGAAACCCAAACAUCCAUCCCCAGUGAGCAAUGCUGGGAUGAAGGGUUGUGAAGAGGUGAGGACGUGCACGCCAUCCCAGAAGAAGCUGGAGGGCUUGGAGAUGCAGCUGAGAACGCGGAGGUUGUAUGGCCGGCUGGAGGAGGUGAAGCAGCAGAGGGAGGUGAAGAGCAAGCAAGAGAGCUACGCCCAGAACCGCCUCAAGGCCAAGGAGUUCCACCAGAAAACUUUACAGAAACUUCGAGCCAAGCAGACUGCACAAUGAUGAUUUUUCUAUUUAAUUUUUACAUUUUGUACAUUUGUUAACUUAUAAUUGAAGGAGUAAUAAAGCAUAUUUAAGGAGUAAUAAAGCAUAUUUAAGUAACUUCCUACCUGUUGACUUUUACUUUUGAAGUGUCAUUUUAAUAAGCUAAGAGACCUCUGUGGAUAUACAUGCUUCUGUUCAGGAAUAUAUAGACAAAGCAGUCUCAACGUCA